Fopius arisanus is the source of this 2168-nucleotide messenger RNA. Its product is annotated as myrosinase 1. Gene Ontology annotation, biological process: carbohydrate metabolic process. The record is from RefSeq and is a predicted model, not a curated record. Gene Ontology annotation, molecular function: beta-glucosidase activity. Lineage: Eukaryota; Metazoa; Arthropoda; Insecta; Hymenoptera; Braconidae.
AGGAUGUCACCCGUGGGAAUAAUUGUUGAAGCAAGAAGUGAGUUGAAGCUGCAAUCAGGAUGCGGACUUUCUUCACAGCUUUCCAAGUCUUGUGCAUCUCCAGAGAUUUCCUAGGAAUAAUAGCAUCAGGUAAUUUCAUCGAAAUUCCAAAAGGGUUAUCAAUAGGAGCAGCAACAUCUGCUUAUCAAAUAGAAGGUGCCUGGAACGUGAGUGAUAAAUCGGAGAGCACAUGGGAUCGGCGGAUUCAUACGAAUGCAUCGUAUUACGGUGGUGGAGAUACUGGAGAUGUAGCAGUUGACAGCUAUCACAGAUACAAAGAGGAUGUGCAAAUAAUAAAAAAUAUGGGGCUGAAUCAUUACCGAUUUUCCAUAAGUUGGUCACGAGUUCUGCCGACUGGAUCCCCCGAUAAAAUUAGCAAAGACGGUAUUCAGUAUUACAAAAAUUUGAUUGACGAACUGCUUGCCAAUGGAAUUACUCCGUUCGUCACGAUAUUUCAUUUCGACGACGUGCAGUCGUUGUUUGAAAAAACCGGUGGAUGGACUGACGAGUCGAUCGUUGAAUAUUUCGCGGAUUACGCGAGAGUACUCUUCAAAGAGCUGGGGCCCAGGGUCAAAUUCUGGACGACAAUCAACGAGUUGAAUAUUUAUUGCGAAGAAACAUUCUACAUAAAGGCCACUGAACUCAACACGGCGUACACCAUUCGUUAUAAAUGUGUACAUAAUUUGCUGAAGGCUCAUGCACGUGCUUAUCACAUUUACAAUAAUGAAUUUCGAUCGAGCCAAGGAGGACAGGUUGGACUGAUAGUCCAUGGCUCCCAUCACAUUCCAAAAAUCGCUAAUGACUCUGAAAGCUCUAAAAUCGCAUUCAACUUCGAGACCGGAUGGAUAAUGCAUCCGAUAUUCUCGAAGAGUGGAGAUUACCCGGAAGUCAUGAAGAAGAGAAUAGCAGAGAAUAGCAGAGCCGAGGGUCUGACACAGUCGAGAUUACCACAAUUUUCUCCAGUAUGGAUCGAGUACAUUAAGGGAUCAGCUGACUAUCUGGGCUUGAACCAUUACCUGACGCACAUGGUCGAGCCACUGCCAAAAAUCGGUGGACGAUGGUUCGACGAUUCCGGUCUCAACAAGAGUUACAAUUCCCACUGGAAAUUCACGAUGUCCGGUUUUUCUAUUGUUCCUGAAGGGAUUGGGGCUGUUCUGAGAAAAAUUCGAGAUGAGUACAAUAAUCCACCGGUUUAUAUUUUGGAGAAUGGAAUGGCGGAGAAGGCGGAGUACAAUGAUUUCAAGAGGAUUUCGUAUUUGUAUUCUUUUAUGAGGGAAAUGUUGUUGGCCAUUCGAGACGGAUGUGACGUCAGAGCGUACACUAUAUGGAGUUUGUUUGAUAAUCUUGAGUGGUACUCUGGAUUUACACCAUUUGGGCUUGUCCAUGUGGACUUCAACGAUCCCAAUCGAAAAAGAACACCGAAACUUUCCAGUUAUUGGCUAAAUGAUGUCAUCAAGUCCCGGAAAUUAAUACCGUUUAAUAGUACGUCAUCUUCGAUUACAAAUGAAGAUAAUAGUAAUUCGUCGCAUCGAAAAUACAGUGUUCAAUUUGAAAUUCUGGUGGUCUCGAUGGUCUUGAUGAUGUACGCGUUUUGAGACUGAAAUACUCGGCAAUCAUUGAAAAAUGAAAUUAAUUGAUUAAUUAGUUAAUUGUGUGAAUUGUUUUAAUGUGAUUUUCUCCGAUUUUUUAUGUUUUUUGGGAGAGGAGAAUUGAUGAAAUGAAUUAUGUGUGGAUUUUAUGUAAUUAUUAUUAAUUAAAAGGUGCAGUAUUGAUGAUUUCGAUGAUUAAAAUUGAAAGCGAUUUAAAUAAUUCAUUAUAUUCGAUUCUUUAUUUAAACACAGACUCAAGGAGAGAUAAAACUUUAAUCGAAUGAUGAUGAAAUUAUUUUUGAAAUGGGUCGCCCGAUGGAGGAGAGAGUGGAAAAAUUUCACAGAAUGAGAAUAUUCGCUGCUAAAUUCCACAAAAAUUUUCCGGAAUUAAUUCUUUCCGGUGGAUGGGACGACACAGUUCGGGUAAAAACGAAUAAAAAAUCAUCAGUAAUUACCCAAUCUGGGACAGAAGAAUCGAUAAAGGAUCGAUAAGAUCGAUAAAAGGGCCUCACAUUUGCGGUGAUGCCCUAGACGUUCACG